Messenger RNA from Gadus macrocephalus (Pacific cod), 1411 nucleotides. It is a transcript of the gene bcl10, whose product is annotated as BCL10 immune signaling adaptor. Gene Ontology annotation, biological process: positive regulation of extrinsic apoptotic signaling pathway; adaptive immune response; canonical NF-kappaB signal transduction. The transcript is spliced from 3 exons. Lineage: Eukaryota; Metazoa; Chordata; Actinopteri; Gadiformes; Gadidae. Bases 224 to 1036 code for a protein of 270 amino acids. Gene Ontology annotation, molecular function: protein kinase B binding; kinase activator activity; transcription coactivator activity. The record is from RefSeq and is a predicted model, not a curated record. Gene Ontology annotation, cellular component: cytosol; CBM complex.
UGAUCUGAGAAUAAGGAAGUCCGGAGAGCGAUUGCGGAGCAGAGGACAAUGUCUAUGCCGCGUAAAAGAUUAGGCGUAGUCGUUAAACAACAAGUUAAACCACAACGAUAAUGCGAACUCUAUUACUUUAUUCUCGUGUUGGAUUUGAUAAUAACUCUUAACUUGCGUAAGUUUCCGUUGAUUACCCCGGAACACCUGAAUUAUUUACUUCAAGGGGCGAGGGAUGGAUGUUCACCUUACAGAAGAUGAAAUGGCAGACAUUAAAAAAGACGUGCUGAACAAACUGCGGCCCUACCUGGUCACCAAGAUCAGAGCCGAGCGCCACUUCGACUACCUGCGCUCCCGCCGCAUCAUGACGCGGGACGACGCGGAGGAGAUGACCUCCCAGCCCACGCAGUCCAGGCGCGCCAGCACCCUGCUGGACCUCCUGAGCGACAACCCCCACGGGCUGGACGUGCUGAUCGAGUCCAUCCAGCUGUCCCGCUGCCAGAACUUCAUCAUCGCCAAGAUCACGGACGAGGUCCAGAAGGCCAAGAACGAGAAGAUCGAGGCGCUGAAAGCCGCCAGCACUCCUCCGACCGCCAACCCCCUGAGCGUCCAGCGAGCCGCCCCUGGCGGCGGCAACGACCUCUCCAAGACGUUCUCCGAGGACUCCACCAUGCUCUACCACCCGGAUGGCGAGGGGAGCCCCGGCGCCUCGCUCCUCCCGGGGUCCCUCGAACUCAAGUCUCAGAAAGACGGCGGCGGCGGCGGCGGCGGCGGCGGGGCCUCGGGGACAGGAUGGGACAUGCCGGCGUCCUCCUCCAUGUCCUCGGCGCCCUCCACCCUCCCCAGGCCCGGGGACCCAGGGGCGCCCGCCCUGCCGGAGGAGAUGCUGGCGGAGGAGUCGUUGUCCCCGACCAUGGACCUCGACACGCUCCAGUGCAGCGGCGGCGCCGACCUGAACUUUCAGCCCCUCAGGUCGCGCUCCACCACCAGCCCCAUGUAUGCUGCCAUGCCAGCCAAACAGCAAAACCCAAAACUGUUCCUGUCGUAACGCCCCCUCCCCCCCCCCCCCCCCCCACACACACUUCAGUGUCACACAUGUGUUGGAAUGCACCACAAUGCAAGUCGGGAGAUGACCGUGUAGAUUGCGUUGUAUCUGUCUUCUCUUCUUUUAAACGUAAUGUCCGACAGGUUGUGACCUAUUUUAUAUGGAAUGUUUAAUGUUGUGCCUUUUUUAAAUAAGGAUGUACAUAACACAUUGUGCCUUGUUCAGCUGAGCGUAAUGCAGACAUUGUCUCAUAAGCUGCAAACAUGUUUUGAAUUUUUUCACUACAAAAAAUGUCAUUGCAAAAGUUUUAUUUCAUUAUCAAUGCUACAAUUGUUUAUGAUCUCAUUAUUUUAUACUACAAUAAACUCAGGAAACAAU